GGCCCAAUCAACGGUUCAGUGUUGCCUGCCGGUGCCGGGGACUGGUGGUUAGAAUUCGCUGCAUUGCUUCAGGAGGACCGGACCGUGAACCCGGAGACGGUGCAUACUGAGGCGAAAGGAGGCCCAGGAUGGAGCGGAUGUCCGACGACGCGCUGAGGCUCAACUUGUUAAAGCGAGGUUUAGAGCAGCCCAGCGAGCGGGAGGAGGCGCUGUCCAAACGUUUGAAGAUGGAGGGUCAUGAGGCCAUGGAGCGGCUGAAGAUGCUGGCCCUGCUCAAACGCAAGGACCUCGCUGACUUAGCAGCCCUCGAGGUUCCAGGGCCUCUGGGAGAAGGCAAGGGCCCGGGGGCCAGCACCAUCCAUCACCAGAGCCUAAUGGGCUCUCCUUAUGAGGAGAAGCUGAAUGGAAGUCUACGGCUCGGAGGACACAGCGGCCAUAUGGGGCAGAGUAAAAACGGGAAGGAGAACAUCAUGGAUGAGCCGGUGGACAUGAGCGCUGGGAGGAGAUGCGAUGCGGACCGGUCCAGACAAACUCCGUCUCCAGACGUCAUCAUCCUGUCGGACAACGAGGCGUCCAGUCCCAGAUCCACACCUCGACCCGAGGAGCGCAUUCAGCAGGCAAACCUGGACAUGUUCAAGGGUAAGACGGGGGAGGAGAGGCAGCAGAUGAUCAAAGCUCUGAGGGAAGAGCUCCGUCUGGAGGAAGCUCGCUUGGUGCUGCUGAAGAAGCUCAGACAGAGUCAGAUGCAGAAAGAGAAUGUGGUGCAGAAGGUCCCUGUGGUCCAGAGCUCCGCCUCCUCUGUUCAGGCUCCUCCCAUCCACAGCUCCACAGGUUUGGGGAAGCUGCCCGUGAGACCGGGCCUGCACAACGCAGAGCCUCAGAAUCUCCGCACUGCACAGGGUCAUACAGUGAUCCGGUCAGCCAACAGCAACCUGCCGCCCAUGCUGAUGUCACAGCGAGUGAUAGCCCCUAACCCGUCCCAGCUGCAAGGCCAGAGGAUCUCCUCCAAACCCGGGAUGGUACGGUCCAGUUCCGGCAGCCUGGCUAACGCUGUUGGCUAUCAGCAGGCCAGCCAGCAGGUGGCAGCGUCUCAGCGCUCCAGCUCCAGCACCAUGUACAUGAAUUUAGCCCACAUGCAUGCAGCAGCGGCUGUGGGGGCCGGCGGCGUGGCGGGGGGGCUCGGAGGAGCUUCGGCCGUCAGCCCGUCCUCCAUGUCUGCCUCAGCCGGCGGCGCGGUGAGCUCCAUGAGCGACCAGGCCAGCAGUCAGGCAGCAGCCAAGCUGGCUCUACGGAAGCAGCUGGAGAAGACCCUGCUGGAGAUCCCUCCACCCAAACCCCCAGCCCCGCUGCUGCACUUCCUGCCCUCUGCUGCCAACAGCGAGUUCAUCUACAUGGUGGGCCUGGAGGAGGUGGUGCAGAGCGUGCUGGACAGUCAGGGUAAACUCAGAGGAACUUUGGCCCGUAUGGAGCCUUUCUUCUGUGCCCAAUGCCAAACUGACUUCACUCCCCACUGGAAGCAAGAGAAGAGUGGGCGGAUCCUCUGUGAGCAGUGCAUGACAUCCAAUCAGAAGAAGGCUCUGAAGGCCGAGCACACCAACCGACUGAAGAACGCCUUUGUGAAGGCUUUACAGCAAGAGCAGGAGAUUGAACAGAGGCUGCAGCAGCAAGCAGCCCUCUCCCCCAGCUCAGCCCCUACUGGGUCCAGUGUGUCCAAGACCGACACCAUGAUCCGACAGCACGCCCUCCGUCAGGCUCCUCAACCUCAGGCUUCUCUCCAGCGAGGUCUGUCUAACUCAGCCAGAGGCGUCCUGUCCAACUUCGCCCAAGCGUCUCAGUUAUCCGUGGCCAGCAGCCUGAUGGGGAUGAGCAGUGCCAAGCACUGUGGCAGCGGGGGAGUCAGCAGCAACCGGCUGCAGCACGACAGCCGCCGUCAAAUCUACAACAUCCCAGGGUUGAACAUUGCGUACCUGAAUCCUGCAGCAGUCGGGGCUCAUAAGACCUCCAGCCUAGCGGACCGUCAGAGGGAGUACUUGUUGGACAUGAUUCCACCUCGAUCCAUAUCCCAGUCCAUCACCGGACAGAAAUGAGCCCCGCCAGAGGCCGGCCUAGUCACCCUGUUCUGAUCCCAAAUCAGCCGAGACCUUCAUCUCACUACUCAUCAUCGCAUGCAGUGCCUGUCCGUGUGCCUACCUGAAACGAAAACGCCAGAACCCACCAGGCUGGACUCAGACUGUUGGAACAUCUUCCUUCUUGUUAAAGUAGAAUUGUUCCCUUUAUGAGGCCCGGUGGCAGCGGGUCCACCUGCUCCGCUGGAUCAGUCGGGCCUACCGGGUCUAUCCGGUGGUCCAGUUUGACCCGGUAGGCCCGGUCUGCUAGGUGGUCCUGUAGUUUGAGUCCAAGGUGGUUCUGUUCGUUCCCUCUGAGUGGAGGCGGUAAAUCCUCACACGGUUCUGAGUUCAUGUCCAGUUUUUGUCUCUACUCGGCUCCAGGUUUAUUCUGACCCAGACCAGACCAACAGGGUGCACUCUGGUUGCUAUGCAACGAUAAACACCACUUUGUACUUUGUAAAAGUGCUAAGUUAGCUAUCACAGAUUGGACAGAUGUAAAAGUACCGGACCCAAAAGGGCCGAGCCUGCACUUGAGAAGAGCACUCAGCAUGGAUCAUUUCAGCGGACGGGUCAGAACCCGGCCGCCAUCAGAACUCGUGAACUGGACUGAUCUGGAGACUGGUGAUGAUGUGUACAGACCACCUUUCCUCAUCUGCAGGUUUUUUGUUCUACACCUGACUCACCUGACGAGUGUGACCAAUCACAGGCCAGCGUCUGUGGCUCUGCCCAGUUUUCAGGAGGAGAAACGUCCUGCUUCCAUCUCACCUGCCAGCAGUACGAACCUUUUCUACCCCUCUUGACUUUAGGUGUUUUUGAUAAUGUACAGAACAUGAAGUCCAGAUGUGACUCCGGACCCGGGACCCGGUUCUCUGGUUCUGGUCUGUCUUUGGUUUUUAGGCUGCCAGGCUUUCCCUUCAUCUUUUCUCUCUUUUUGUUUUUGUGCGGCGUCUCCUGACGAAGCGGUGGCUUACCUGAGAGGUUUCAGCCCCCGGAGACGAUAAUCAGCCCGUAACAGGAACUCUUAAAGAUCUCUAUGGACCGUGUACAGACGCCUAGCUUCAGAGAACUAAGGAAUUUGGAUCUUUUACGGGAGAGACACGGAUCAAUCAUAGCGUGCACGCCUCACUCCGGAGGAGCACUUUUCAUGUUUCCAAUUGGAAAUGGUUUGUUUUUGUUUUGGUGAAAAGGAAACGAAUGUCGGAACAGAAGUCGGGAUGUUGGUGUGAAACGGUUCAGGGUUUCUUACUGGUUUUCUACUGGUUCUUCUGUAUUCUGCACCUGUUUGGACUCCAGAACCUGGUCCAGUCUGUGUGUAGAUGCUGCUGGUGAGCGGGGUGCAGUCCAGUUAAGCCCUGUUUGGAUCAGCUGGGUUUAGUUUAGUUACCGUCGGCAGCAUCGCCUGAGCUCAUCAGAACCAUAAAGCCCGUCUCUGCAGAGUGCGGCCCGCUGGAAGACUUCACUCUGUGGGGGGGCAGACAAUCUCCGUACCUGUGUGGGACACGAAGCCCCAGGUGCUGAUCUGAGACCAGCUCUCUUCAGAGGGUCUGGGUCGACCCUCAAAGCUUUAGUGUUUACACACCGACCCAGACUGAAGGAUAAAGGUUCUGGUUCUGGUCCAGUCCUACUGGGUCCUGACCCCAACAAGGCCCAGUAGUUCCUGCCCCCAAGCACUUGGUCCGACUUUGAGCCGGGCCUUUUGUCCAGUACCUGUUGAUUGAAACUAGUUCUGGUUCCGUUCUGUCUGGAUUCUCUUCUUGGUUUUGUCCAUUGCAGAAUUCAGUUCUGGACGUGUUUAUUUGCCCAGAACCUGAAGGACCGGUUCAGACUCCUAAACAUCAUGUUACACUCAUAACAGAUUCAGAACCAGAACCUGGAUUUUAUUCUGACAGACUGAAAACAUUUUCCAGAUGGUCCAAUCUGACUUUUGCUCCAAAGGUUCUGUUUCCUUGGUUCGCAGCAGCUCAGGUACCAGUGAGUGGACAUGCGGGCCGUGAGGGACUAGCUGAACGUUUUAUCAACAAACAGAACCACGCUCAUUCUCCCUGUUGGUCCUGUUACUGCCAUGGUUCUGUCAUUUGGAUCAGAACUUCUGAGCCGGGGUGAGGUGGGAGACUUUACCAUAAGGGUCCAAAAGUUUAAGGUUCAGAUAAAAACACGUCAGCUGAUAAAAUCUGGUUCUGUUCUCGUCGUUAGUCAUUCGUCCAGAACCAAAGAUCCGCCCGAGUCUCGUGAAACCAGUCCGGCCUGUUUCUCGUGCAGCUCCAGGUCGUAAUUGUUUCAGAUGAGGACAUUGUUUGGACCGGUUUGGUUCUGGUUGGACUUUAGAGAUCCAUACCCACCAGUGACAGAAGCGCCCCAUCUCUGAAGCCAUUGUAGAUGCUGGACCACGUUUUGGUUCCCCUUGGUGCAGGAUGGGCGGUGUGGGCGUGGUUUCAGAUCCGGGUUCUGCUCAGCUCAUCCUCUGCUGCCGACGGGAACCGCCCAUCCAUCAGCCUCUGGUUCUGGACUUACGGUCGUUUCAGAAUCCAGAAUCCUUCUCAUUUCAGCGUCCCGCCUGAGUUCUGUUUCGUUUUGAUGCAGUUUUAAAAAAAAUGUAUUGAAGAGACGACAGGAUACCUGCUGGCCUGAAGUAAUAAUGACUUAUUGUACAGAAGCUUUUUUCCUCCUUUGAACUGAAAAAGAAAUAAACUGGUUGUACAUUGUGUAGAAAAGCAAACAAAAGCCAUGAAUAUUGUGAAGCUUGUCAUUUUGUUUUGUGAUCACUGUGUAUUAUUGUGUAACUAAUGUGCAAAAUGGUAGGGAUCCCUGACCCCGCCCGCCCACGUGGUCUUGAUGAAUGCAUUUGCUUAAUUUUGUAAUUUUGGAUUUUUACAAGUUUGCAGGAAAGUGUUGACCGGUUCAGACGAGCAGCACCUGCAGGCUGAGGCCCAGAGAGGAGCACAGUUCAGACGGCUCGCUCAUGAAUAAUUAGUUCAUAAUUUGUAGUUGAUGUUCCGUUUUAUUUGUAGUAGUUUUAAAAUCCGAUCCUAAACCGUAUCUGGCCUCUGAAACCCGGUCAGCUCCGACGAGGCCCUCUCAUCCUGCGGGCAGCUGAUCCUGAAUCAGUCACCAUGUUUUCUGCCGACACCAGCAUCCAACCCGUGUGCUCCUGUACUGUUUGGCUUUAUCUCCUAUCAGUUGUUGUCGCUAAUGCAGGGAACAGUUUACUGCAGCAUCAGGUUCAUCAAGUUAAGUUUUGAGUCUCUUUUUCCAAAACGUUGACUUUGCUGAAGCAAACAUCUGGACAAGCAGUAAAAGAUGCUGAAAGCAGCCAGAGACUAAUCCAAGACCUUUUUGUUUUGCUUACUUCAAUCCUGACCUUUUGCACAUACUUGAUAUUUAACUAUCAUCAAAAAGUAAUAGAAAAUAAUGCUGUUUGAAUACUGCCAGUUGAUUGACAAUUAUGCAUUCACUGAAAAAAAUAAGCUAAUUUUGGAGGAAAUAACUUUGUAAUAUUUAUCUCUUGCAAGCUAUGUUUAAUAAAGGUUAAAACAAUUUGCUUUGAA
Molecule: messenger RNA, 5653 nt
Organism: Nothobranchius furzeri (turquoise killifish)
Lineage: Eukaryota; Metazoa; Chordata; Actinopteri; Cyprinodontiformes; Nothobranchiidae
Gene: gatad2b
Product: GATA zinc finger domain containing 2B
Biological process (GO): negative regulation of transcription by RNA polymerase II
Cellular component (GO): NuRD complex
Molecular function (GO): sequence-specific DNA binding; zinc ion binding
Source: RefSeq, a predicted model, not a curated record